Molecule: messenger RNA, 1627 nt
Organism: Corythoichthys intestinalis (scribbled pipefish)
Lineage: Eukaryota; Metazoa; Chordata; Actinopteri; Syngnathiformes; Syngnathidae
Gene: smarcb1a
Product: SWI/SNF related, matrix associated, actin dependent regulator of chromatin, subfamily b, member 1a
Exons: 9
Coding region: 51-1172 (373 amino acids)
Biological process (GO): chromatin remodeling; positive regulation of pseudohyphal growth by positive regulation of transcription from RNA polymerase II promoter
Cellular component (GO): nBAF complex; nuclear chromosome; brahma complex
Molecular function (GO): transcription coactivator activity
Source: RefSeq, a predicted model, not a curated record
GUUCUGCGCGUGCGCAUUCAAUCCGCUUUGUUGUUCCAUUCAAUUCCAGUAUGGCUCUCAGCAAGACGUUUGGGCAAAAGCCGGUCAAAUUCCAGCUUGAAGAAGAUGGAGAUUUUUACAUGAUCGGCUCCGAGGUGGGCAACUACCUGCGCAUGUUCCGGGGGUCCCUGUACAAACGUUACCCGUCCCUAUGGAGGAAGUUGGCAUCGGUGGAGGAGCGCAAGAAGAUCGUGGAGUCGUCACACGAUCACGGCUACACUCAGCUGGCUACCAGCGUGACGCUGCUCAAAGCCAGCGAGGUCGACGAGAUCCUGGACGGCAACGAUGACAAGUACAAGGCCGUCUCCAUCAGCACGGAGCCACCCGCCUACCUCAGGGAACAGAAGGCCAAGAGGAACAGUCAGUGGGUCCCUACGUUGCCCAACAGCUCUCACCACCUCGACGCCGUACCCUGCUCCACCACCAUCAACCGAAGCCGUCUGGGCCGUGACAAGAAGCGGACUUUCCCUCUCUGCUUUGAUGACCACGACCCGGCGGUGAUCCAUGAAAACGCCACCCAGUCAGAAGUGCUGGUGCCGAUCCGUCUGGACAUGGAGAUCGAGGGACAAAAGCUGAGAGACGCUUUCACGUGGAACAUGAAUGAGAAGCUGAUGACUCCGGAGAUGUUUUCGGAGAUUCUGUGCGAUGACCUGGACCUCAACCCUUUAGCUUUUGUCCCCGCUAUCGCUUCCGCCAUCCGCCAACAGAUGGAGUCGUACCCCACCGACAGCAUCCUGGACGAGCAGACUGACCAGAGGGUGAUCAUCAAGCUCAACAUCCACGUCGGCAACAUCUCCCUGGUGGACCAGUUUGAGUGGGACAUGUCUGAGAGGGACAACUCCCCAGAAAAAUUUGCGCUUAAGCUAUGCUCAGAGCUCGGUCUGGGAGGCGAGUUCGUCACCACGAUCGCGUACAGUAUCAGGGGCCAGCUCAGCUGGCACCAAAGGACGUAUGCCUUUAGCGAAAACCCUCUGCCAACGGUGGAGAUCGCCAUCCGGAACACGGGGGAUGCCGACCAGUGGUGCCCCCUGCUGGAGACGCUGACAGAUGCAGAAAUGGAGAAGAAGAUCAGAGACCAGGACCGAAACACGAGGCGAAUGCGACGACUAGCUAACACUGCACCAGCGUGGUAGCACAACUAUAAGUUAUAUCAUCAUGACCGCCACCUACUGGAAGCACACCUGUCUGACAUGGGCCUCCCCACUCACACUUUUGACCCUUUUCAUGCACCCACAGGACCAGAACUCAGAUAAUAUAUUGGUUAUGUUGUCUUUUUAUACAUUUAAUAAUUCUUACAAAAUAAAUGAAAAAAAUUCUUUGGAUGGUUUUGUCAUUCUCGUUUCUAAACACUUCACUUGUAAUGUCCUGACCCUUUCAGUGCCAUUGACGACUAUAGGCUUCCAAUCAUGUGGCUCUUUUAAUCCUAAUGUGAUCUGAACUGGGAGUUCAGAUGGAUUGGAUGCUUAACGCUGUCAAAGGCAGCCAAUGACUUGGAGGCUUUUAACAAGGGUUUUUCAAAAGUAUUUUAUUUUUAAGUAUCAACUUAUUGGCUGCCACUGACGGCGAUAGACAUCCAAUCUAUUUUGAC